AUGCUUGCAGAUGUGUUUCGUUCAUUACAGAAGCCUUCUUUCGUUAUAGCUAUGACAUGUUGGACAGCCGAGCAAAAGUUAAUGGCGUAUUCAGAAUUAGCUGGAAGUAAUGUUGAAAAUACUAUAAUAAUAAAGUUUGUCGAAUCAGCUAACAUUUUACAUAAUAAAGAAAUAAAGCAUCACACUGUGUUUUUCACCGAUCUAAAUUGCCCAAAGGAUCGUUUUAAUGCGAACUGGACAGACCCCGCUCUAUUUCGAUUCCCAUAUCGAUGGGUGAUUAUCGAUAAAUAUUCUGGUCAUCAAAGUACCAUACCAGAUGUCAUCAGAGACAUCGAUGUUUUAAUCGAUUCGGAAGUAGCUGUGAUUCGUCGGAUUAAUGAUGCAAGUUUUCAGAUUUACUACGUCUUUAAAAUUGGUCCAAACACAGCUUGGCGUAAUGAGCUAUACGGCACAUGGAAUGAAAGCGGUAUGUUCAAAACUGAAUCUAUGCUUGAAGUGACCGCGUUAAGGAGAAUCAAUUUAAAUAAAUACGAAAUAAGCAUAUGUUACGUGCUCACUGAUAACGAUAGUAUUAAUCACUUAGCUGAUGAAGUUAACGACCACAUAGAUACCAUCACAAAAGUAAACUUCCCAACCACAAACCAGCUGUUGGAUUUCUUGAACGCGAGUCGGCGUUACGUCUUCACUAAUACUUGGGGCUAUAAGCAUAACGAUACGUGGAGUGGUAUGACAGGGUUCUUGGACAGAGAAGAAGUUGAUAUUGGAGGAUCACCGAUGUUUCUAACUGGCGAGCGACUUUCCGUAGUUGAGUACAUCUCGAGUCCAACUCCGACUCGAUCGAAAUUCGUCUUUCAGCAACCGAAGCUAUCAUACGAGAAUAAUUUAUUUGUCCUUUCCUUCAAACGUUCCUUAUGGUUCGGUUCCGUGAUCCUUAUAAGUAUGUUAUUUUUGUUUCUGUUUCUUGUCACAGUAUGGGAAUGGAAAAGGACAUCUAUACAUAAGAGAACGAUUAGAACACGAAACGCAGGGAUUUUGAGACCGAAUGUAGUUGAUGUCGCUUUAUUAAUAUUUGGUGCGACCUGUCAGCAAGGAAGUACUGUUGAAUUGAAAGGAUCAUUAGGUCGUAUGGUAUUAUUUUUACUUUUCAUCAUGUUGACGUUCCUGUACACGUCGUAUUCUGCUAACAUCGUGGCUUUACUACAGUCGAGCUCUUCACAAAUACGAACUCUUGAGGAUUUACUGCAUUCAAGAAUCAAUUUCGGAGUCCACGACACCGUGUUUAACAGAUAUUAUUUUUCGACUGAAACUGAGCCGAUUAGACGAGCGAUAUACGAAAAAAAAGUGGCUCCACCAGGAACUACACCACGCUUUAUGACGAUGGAGGAAGGAGUUCAGGAAAUCAGAAAGGGCCUGUUUGCGUUUCAUAUGGAAACUGGUGUUGGAUAUAAGUUUGUUGGAAAAUAUUUUGAAGAAGGUGAGAAAUGUGGACUAAAAGAGAUCCAGUACUUGCGCGUUAUAGACCCGUGGCUGGCCGUCAGAAAGCAGACCCCGUUCAAAGAAAUGUUCAAAAUUGGUACAAAACGUCUCCAAGAACACGGUCUACAGCAGCGUGAGAAUCGUUUACUGUAUGAGAAGAAGCCAAAGUGUUCUGGUCGUCAAGCUAACUUUAUAUCAGUCAGUAUGGUCGACUGUUACCCGGCUAUAUUAAUACUAUCCUAUGGAACUCUCAUCUCAAUAUCCGUAUUGCUAGCGGAAAACCUUUAUUACAACCUUUAUAAAUACAUGCCUAAAGGCAAUUGGAAGAUAGAAACAUUUGGCACCUGGACUAAUGAAAUGGGAUUAAACAAAGUAACAGCUAUGAAUAUCCCAAUUUCCCAGAGACGUAGAAAUUUAGAAGGAACCGAAAUCGGAACUUCAAUGGUAGUCAACGAUAAUGAUACUAGGAUGGAUAUUUUAAGCAUGAGAAAUUUGAAUACGGAUCAUCUGACCAAAGCUGGUUACAGGCAAAUCUUGCCUUUAUACUAUUUCAUGAAUGCCACACUAGUAACCGUGUUCACGGAUACUUGGGGAUAUUUGAGGAAUGGUUCCUAUGAUGGCAUGAUCGGUGAGACGCCUCGUUCUCCACAUCUUGAUAUAAGUGAAAUUACUAUGAUGGUCAUAGGAGCUAUCACUCAACAAGGAAGCUUCACGGAAUUCAAAGGAACUCUGGGUAGAGUAGUGAUGUUCCUGAUGUUCUUCGUAUUCCUUUUCUUGCACACAUCAUAUUCAGCCAACAUAGUAGCUUUACUUCAAUCCAGCUCUAAUGACAUUAAAACAUUAGCCGAUCUAUUAAACUCUAAAUUAGAACUCGGUGCGGAAGACACGCCUUAUAAUAGACAGCAUUUAUCCACCGCUUCCGAACCAAUAAGGAAGGCUAUUUACGAGAAAAAGAUAGCACCAGCUGGGUCUAAACCAAAUUUUAUGACAUUGGAAGAAGGAGUGAAGAGAAUUCAGACGAAACCCUUCGCUUUUCAUAUGUAUCUCGGCGGUGGGUACCGUCUCGUGGAAAAAUAUUUCCUGGAGCAUGAGAAGUGUGGACUGCAAGAGAUUCAGUUCAACCACGAGACUAUACCGUGGGUCACGUGCCGUAAAAACUCGCCGUAUAAGGAGAUAUUUAAAAUUGGAUUAUUAAGGAAUCAGGAGCACGGUCUAAAUGAUCGCGUCAAUCGUUUAAUAUACUCUCGUAAACCUAUUUGUUCUGUUCACGGUGGGACUUUUGGUUCUGUAAAUAUGACUGACUUUUACCCAGCUCUUCUAAUGCUGGUAUAUGGAAUGAUAGCUUCUCUUCUACUCUUGGCUAUAGAAUGCUUGGCUUCACAACGCUUAUGUCAUCUUAGAAAUAGAAUUCAUUUGAAUUGCUGA
Danaus chrysippus (African queen) is the source of this 2901-nucleotide messenger RNA. The record is from the annotation of a GenBank genome assembly. NCBI's taxonomy places the organism in Eukaryota, Metazoa, Arthropoda, Insecta, Lepidoptera, Nymphalidae.